GUAGUUGAAGAUGCAGAGAGAGACUUGUACUAUAUUUGGGAUUAGGGAUUCAGGCAAUGGAUUCACCUGAAACUGCUAAAAUCACCUCCUCCCAUGGCUUAGAUUCUCCACCCGUUCAAGACUCCCCUGUUUUCAAUUUCAUAAGCAACCUAUCACCAAUAAAGCUCGUGAAGAGUAGUGCACACGCGGUACAAGUGUUAUCUGGACUUAGUUCUCCUCCUAUUGUGUUCAAAACACCACGUACAAAACAACCCAGUGAGACAAAUGUCUUGAAAAGGUCCCAAUCCCUGCAAUUGUCUAUUGCUGAAGCACCUCAAAAUAUCAACAGAGGCAAGGACGGUGUUGAUGGCUCGGUUGAUUCUGAGCAGUUCGUAACUGUAUGUCAAAAUGGAUUGAUUGCUGAUACCCAGAAGGAUUGUAAUGUGGAUGAGUUUUUCGAAACUCAUCCUUCCAGCUCAUCAGGAUGUGUUGAUGAAUUCUUGGCUGACCCUGGAGGGGCAGAUUGGGGGAAUUCUGUUUAUUCAGAUACUCCAGGUUCGAAAAAUCCUAAUAAUGCAUCCAAAUUCUCCCAAGGUUGUUCGAAGGAAACUAUGCUAGAGCUUGAUGACAGAAAUGGUGUUGGGAGGGAUGUGGGAACGGGGCAAGCUGAAACAGACAUCCAUGGAGAGCCAAAAGUUGAUGCUAAAUCAGUUGGAAUCGUAGAGAAGGAAAGGGAUGGCGAGUGGUCAUCUUAUGAGUGUCUAAAUAUCAAGACCAAUUUGCACGUAGGCCCUGUAGAAGAUUGUCAAAAUUCACCAGCUCAGGUUCAGGGUAUAGAACGUGGGCAUCAGAAUGAUUUUGAGGGUACUUCCCAACCUUCAGCAGAACCAUUUCAUGUUCAGAUAUGCGAAGAUCAUCGUGAGCAUGUUGGCGAGUACUCAGAUGGAUUGGGUGAAAACAUUAUGCUUCAUGGUCACCAGGGCAUUGAAAACCAACGUGGCAUGCUUAGACGUUGUCUGCAGUUUGAAGAAGCUCCUCCGCGUACUACUGGAUACAGUGACAGUCCUCUGAAUCUUGCAAAUACUGUUAAGAGUUUAAAACUAUCCACCUCUGGUCAUGUGGAAUUAAAAGAAACUAGUGAGAGACUCAUGGUUAACUCGCUCCAAUCCGCUGCUCCCUCACUGCAUCCUCGAUCUUCUGAAAAAUUUCCAAUGGUUUCUAAGCCAUUAGGUAUUGGCUUGCAUCUAAACAGCAUUAUUAAUGUUGCAUGCACUGCAACUGCAGGCGAAAAGUCCACAGAUCAUCACAUAUGCGUACGAGUAAUGAAGUCAGGCACGGCGAGCAAUAAUUUGGUGGGGAACACAAAGAGUUGCCCAAUGAAAUUACGUGCAGUUGAGAAAGAUUCAGCUAGUGAUGAAGAGAUAAUAUCCGUAACUAAAGCUUCAAUUGUUCCAAGUUCUGUCACUAAUGAGUUUCAUCAUACUGCGGAAGAUCAUGAUGCUGCUCCAGAUGAGAAUGGGAAAUCCAACUCUCACAAUGCUGACAAUUUUGAGGAACAUGACCAGCCAAGCCCCAGAAAGAAAAGGAAGAAAACAAGCACCGGUGGUGGUGAUGGGUGCAACCGUUGCAAUUGUAAGAAAACCAAAUGCUUGAAACUUUAUUGUGAUUGUUUUGCUGCUGGAAUCUACUGCUCGGAUCCUUGUUCUUGUCAAGGAUGCUUUAACAGACCUGAAUAUGAAAAGACUGUUAUCGAGACAAGAGAACAGAUUGAAUCACGUAAUCCCCUCGCAUUUGCUCCUAAGAUUGUACAACGCAUCCCUGAGCUUCCACCAAAUCAUGGGGAAGAUGGAUAUCGGUCAACACCAUCCUCGGCAAGACAUAAGAAGGGUUGUAAUUGCAAAAAGUCAAUGUGCCUAAAAAAAUAUUGUGAAUGCUAUCAGGCAAAUGUUGGGUGCUCCAGUGGGUGUCGUUGUGAGGGAUGUAAAAAUGUUUAUGGCAGAAAGGAAGAAUAUGCUGCAAUGGAGCAUGGGGUAACAAGAGAAAUGGUGGGCAACAGAAAAUUGGAAAGCACAUUUGAUAAGGAGUUGGAGAUCGUAGGAACCAAAAGAGAUCUUUUAUGUACUGAAUCAAUUAACCCGCACAACCUAACACCAUUGACACCAUCAUUCCAGUACUCAGACCAUGGAAAGGAUGCACCAAAAUCCCGGUUUAUUUCUAGAAGGUACCUUCCGUCACCUGAUUCUGCCAUUUUAUCAUCUAAUGAAAAAACAAAAUCUCCUCCGAGAGAUUUGGAGAAGAGUGACGUUCUUUUGGAAGUAAGUGAAGAAUUACCAGAUGAGGGUUCUUAUGAAUGGCAAGUGGAUUAUAACGUGGGAAUAGCAGACUCAUCUUCAUCGAGAAAUGAUUCAGUCCCCAGUGUGCCACAUCUCACUCAACACCCAGAUACUUCAGUGCCAAUGGCUUCUGCAACUUCAUUUAGAAGGGACUACAGAAAUCUUUCACAAAACCAACUCUGCCCUGGAAGUGCCCGUCUCUUGUCAAAUUCCAUGCGUAGGCACGGUUCACCGCUUGCUCCAAUGACUAGGUUGUGUGAGGCAACAAAGUCUCGACAAGGGCUUGAUUCUGGCAGUGUGCAACUUGUUGACAUUUUGGAAGAUGAAACGCCUGUAAAAGUAAGUUCUCCAAAUAAGAAGCGGGUUUCUCCACCUCACAGCCACAUUUUCGAGCUCGGUUCAGGCUCUUCAGGGAAACUGAAAAGUGGGCGCAAGUUUAUAUUAAAGUCCGUGCCUUCCUUUCCUCCUCUUACUCCUUGCAUUGAUUCCAAAGGAAGUACUUCUGAGAACACACACAAGCUUCAAGGUGAUAGUGUCAAAAGCCAAAAUGUUACCGUCAAUCCUUGAUUCUGAUGUGAGUUCCUUGUCAUUUUUCAAACCUCUGUUUAUCAUUUGUAUUAUUCAUAAUGAUAACUCUUAACAGACAAUUGUCUGGUUUCAGCAUCCUUUUCACUGAGGGACUUUCACUUUCAGCAACCAUUAUCGUGUACAUUAAAUAAAACUUGUUACAGCUAUGGACGUCUUUGAGGAUCUUCUAAUACUCAUGUGUAUGUGUAUGCCACCAACCUACACGUGUGUAUGAAGAUAAAAUUCCAUAAACAUGUUGACAAUUUGUUAUUUCUGUUAAAUAGGUCUCGAGGGGCCACACGUGCGAAAAUCAUCUCAGAAAAUUGGAAAAGCUACAAUGUUCCUGCAUCUUUUCUAGUCACAUUCUAGUUUAUAGUUCCUAGUUUUAUUGUUGGUUUUUCUUAUUGAAAAAUUUCAAUUAAAUUGAAUGUCAGAUUUCCCUAUCCCUAGUUGCGAGGACAACUAAUAUUGCCUCAACUUACUCGGCAGAAAAUAAGAAAUUUUGAUAUAUCUAAAUGCAUAU
Morus notabilis is the source of this 3402-nucleotide messenger RNA. Its product is annotated as protein tesmin/TSO1-like CXC 2. Gene Ontology annotation, molecular function: DNA-binding transcription factor activity. NCBI's taxonomy places the organism in Eukaryota, Viridiplantae, Streptophyta, Magnoliopsida, Rosales, Moraceae. The coding region runs from base 57 to 2879 and encodes 940 amino acids. The transcript is spliced from 11 exons. The record is from RefSeq and is a predicted model, not a curated record.